UAGACAUGCUUAAACCUGGUUGCAUUUUUAGGACUCAUAGACAGCUGAGAAGUGAGUUCGUUUGUUGAUUUGUUGUAGACUUGUAACCUUAAGACAGUUGUUUCAGCUUGAAAGUUGUUUCAGAUUUCUUAUUAAGUUCGUUUGUUGGUUUGUUGUUGUUUACAGGGCUUUUAUGCUUACUUCUCUCAAAAGACUGGUGGUAGUGGGAAAUCACCAUUAGACAUAUACUUGGAUGAGCCAGUGGUUGUUAUGGAAAGCUUUUCAAGUUUGGAUGCUAUAUCAUAUUGGAAAGAUAAUGCAGGCUGCUUCAAAGAGCUCUCUUCAAUGGCCUGCGACGUGCUGAGCAUCCCUCUCACAACGGUGGCAUCGGAAUCAUCCUUUAGCAUCGGCAGCCGAGUCCUCAACAAGUACCGAAGCUGUCUCCUACCCACAAACGUUCAAGCUCUUAUCUGUGCAAGGAACUGGUUCCGUGGAUUUCAAGAGAUAGGAGAUGAUAUGUCAACAGGAUGAUCAAGUUUCUGUGAAGCUGUGGGAUCAGAUGUCACAAAGAAGCUGUGCUAUCUGUUUGAGUGUUUGUUUCAUG
Raphanus sativus (radish) is the source of this 583-nucleotide messenger RNA. Its product is annotated as zinc finger BED domain-containing protein RICESLEEPER 4-like. The transcript has 2 exons. Lineage: Eukaryota; Viridiplantae; Streptophyta; Magnoliopsida; Brassicales; Brassicaceae. Gene Ontology annotation, molecular function: protein dimerization activity. The record is from RefSeq and is a predicted model, not a curated record. Bases 250 to 510 code for a protein of 86 amino acids.